This is a messenger RNA of Thlaspi arvense, 1209 nucleotides long. The record is from the annotation of a GenBank genome assembly. Lineage: Eukaryota; Viridiplantae; Streptophyta; Magnoliopsida; Brassicales; Brassicaceae.
AUGAGGAUGCAUCCUGCUACUGUUACUAUCACCUGCCAAUCAAAACAAAUCCUCACGUGUCAUAUCACCAUUCCUGGAGGCCACGACUUCUAUCUCACAGCAGUAUAUGCCUCAAAUUCAAAUGCCGAAAGGACUGACCUAUGGUGUGAACUCAUCCGAAUGCAACACUCCUUCUCCCUCGAUACGUGUCCAUGGGUUGUAUGCGGGGACUUCAAUCAAAUCAUGCACCCCUCGGAGCACUCAGAUCCUAUGAUCACCCACUUCACUUCCGAUAUGUUAGUAAUGAGGGACUGUAUGAGACAGCUGGAGUUAUUCGAUCUCCGUUAUCAAGGCUCCUCCUUCACUUGGUCAAACCGACAACCAGCUGAUCCCCGUUCCAAGAAACUUGACAGGCUCCUGGUUAAUAACCACUGGCUUGCUCAUUACCGUAACAGUGCUGCUACCUUCUUAGCCCCCGACUUCUCAGACCAUACCCCUUGCCACUUAAACUUAGAUUCCCCUCUUCCCCUCGCAGGAACUAAACCUUUCAAAUUCUUUAACAAUCUCACCACACACCCAUCCUUUCUCCCUUUAGUCGAAGCUUCUUGGAUUCAAGCCGGAACGUCACUGCAUCAGGAGACGGGGUUGUCAGUCUUAAGUGCGAAACAAAAGAUUCUAAAACGAGAGCUGUUAAAACUAAAUAACUGGUGUUCUUUGGGAAAUAUGUCAACUUACCUGGAAGGAGAAAGCCCUCGGCAAGUCGGGAUUCCAAGAGAUGCGACGCUGGCUUCACUCUGGAGAAGCGGCUCGUGGCACCUUCCCCCGGCAAGAUCUGAGCGUCAAGUCACCUUCCAAUUGCAGCUCUCACUCUUGACAAUCUCGCCUGAGACAUAUGACAGGCAUAAUACAGGAAGUAUCUACUCGGCAAUCACUGACCAACACCCCUCAGUACCUUGGCACAAAAUCGUCUGGUUCUCGCGAAGAAUCCCCAAGCACAGCUUCCUCACUUGGCUUUUUGUUCUUAAUCGUAGCCCAACAAGAGAUCGCAUGAGGGAGUGGGGACUACCUAUUGACCUAGUCUGCGUUCUUUGCAACUCUGUAGCUGAAUCCCGUGAUCAUCUCUUCUUCGACUGCCCGUACAGCUGGGAGAUCUGGAACUCGAUCAGUCAUCAUUGCUCUCACGCCCGUAUCGUGCAUGGUCUGACUCGCUGGAGGACCUCUGCACGUUAA